AUGGUCCAUCUCACUGGAUGGCCGAAGGGCUCGUCAGAAAAAUUUCUGCAGUCCACUCCCGUCGCAAAAACGAUUACAUUGUACCCGUUGAAAAGCUACAGCUUUGGCACAAAAGAUCCCAAUUAUGAGCGCGAUCGCAGCGUACCAGCUCGCUUUCAGCGUCUACAAGAGGACUUCGCUAAAUAUGGUAUGCGACGAUCUGUUGAAGGAGUCUUGUUGGUGCACGAGCACAAUCUGCCCCAUGUACUGCUACUGCAGUUGGGCACAUUUUUCAAGCUACCUGGCGGGGAGCUGCACCCAGGUGAAGAAGAACUGGAAGGUUUAAAGCGGCUUCUUUCUGAGAUGCUUGGAAGGACAGACGGCGUACCUGUGGGGUGGAUUCCGGAGGACUGCAUCGGUAACUGGUGGCGUCCGAAUUUCGAACCUCCACGAUAUCCCUACAUUCCAGCGCAUGUGACAAAGCCGAAAGAGCACACACGCCUUUUCCUCAUUCAACUUCCGGAAAAGACGUUGUUCGCAGUUCCCUCAAAUUACAAAUUAGUCGCGGCUCCUCUGUUCGAGCUGUUUGACAAUUCCCGCGCGUAUGGACCCAUCAUAUCCUCUCUACCACAGGUCUUGAGUCGCUUCAACUUCGUUUACAACGACUGA
Dicrocoelium dendriticum is the source of this 648-nucleotide messenger RNA. Lineage: Eukaryota; Metazoa; Platyhelminthes; Trematoda; Plagiorchiida; Dicrocoeliidae. The record is from the annotation of a GenBank genome assembly.